Lipotes vexillifer (Yangtze River dolphin) is the source of this 3453-nucleotide messenger RNA. It is a transcript of the gene COL6A1, whose product is annotated as collagen type VI alpha 1 chain. NCBI's taxonomy places the organism in Eukaryota, Metazoa, Chordata, Mammalia, Artiodactyla, Lipotidae. The coding region runs from base 1 to 3453 and encodes 1150 amino acids. The record is from RefSeq and is a predicted model, not a curated record. The transcript is spliced from 38 exons.
AUGGACUCACACCAGGCCCCUACCCACCCCCCACCCCCAGUGAAGGAGCUGCCGCCAUCGGGCCGAGCUGCCCCACCCGUGGGCCUCGCCUCCCAGGCAUGCGUGGAGGCCACGUCCAUCGGUCAGGGCAGUUCUCCAAAGCAGGUGCAAAUGACGGCCCUCUGGGAUGCCAUCCACGCGGUCACUUCAGACCAGAAGGCCUCCUUGCAGCGUCGCCUCGCCAACAGAGGGGGCCGCGCUUGGGCCCUGGAGCUGCCCAGAGCCGGCCAGGGAGGACCAGCUCCCCCGACAGCCCCGGGGACCAUGGGUGCAGUGCCAGGCCUGGCACGGUUGGCUCUGUGUGCUCUGGACAUCGCACCAGCGGGCUGCCUGGGGCGCUGCCACCUGGUUGGCAGCAUGGGGCUGCAGGCCUGCUGGGCCACCGCGCAGGACGAUGUGGCAGCCUCGAGGGCCAUCGCCUUCCAAGACUGCCCCGUGGACCUGUUUUUCGUGCUGGACACCUCCGAGAGCGUGGCCUUGAGGCUGAAGCCCUACGGGGCUCUGGUGGACAAGGUCAAGGCCUUCACCAAGCGCUUCAUCGAUAACCUGAAGGACAGGUACUACCGCUGUGACCGCAACCUGGUGUGGAACGCGGGCGCGCUGCACUACAGCGACGAGGUGGAGAUCAUCCGCGGGCUCACGCGCAUGCCCGGCGGGCGUGACGCGCUCAAGAGCAGCGUGGACGCGGUCAAGUACUUUGGCAAAGGCACCUACACGGACUGUGCCAUCAAGAAGGGGCUGGAGGAGCUGCUCGUGGGGGGCUCCCACCUGAAGGAAAACAAGUACCUGAUCGUGGUGACUGAUGGCCACCCCCUGGAGGGCUACAAGGAGCCGUGCGGGGGCCUGGAAGACGCCGUGAACGAGGCCAAGCACCUGGGCGUCAGAGUCUUCUCUGUGGCCAUCACGCCCGACCACCUGGAGCCGCGUCUGAGCAUCAUUGCCACGGACCACACGUACCGGCGUAACUUCACGGCGGCCGACUGGGGGCAGAGCCGUGACGCAGAGGCAGUCAUCAGCCAGACCAUCGUCACCAUCACGGACAUGAUCAAAAAUAACGUGGAGCAAGUGUGCUGCUCCUUCGAGUGCCAGCCCGCCAGAGGACCUCCCGGGCUGCGGGGCGACCCCGGGUAUGAGGGAGAAAGAGGGAAGCCAGGACUCCCGGGAGAGAAAGGAGACGCUGGAGACCCCGGAAGGCCUGGGGACCUCGGACCCGUCGGCUACCAGGGCAUGAAGGGAGAAAAAGGGAGCCGAGGGGAGAAGGGCUCCAGGGGAUCCAAGGGCUACAAGGGCGAGAAGGGGAAGCGCGGCGUGGACGGCGUGGAUGGCAUGAAGGGGGAGACGGGGUACCCUGGCCUGCCAGGCUGCAAGGGCUCGCCCGGAUUCAAUGGCGUCCAAGGACCCCUUGGGCCCAAGGGCGACGCGGGUGCCUUCGGACUGAAAGGAGAGAAGGGUGAGCCUGGAGCAGACGGGGAGCCUGGGAGGCCAGGGAACACGGGGCCCCCCGGAGACGAGGGUGAGCCCGGAGAGCCUGGUCCCCUGGGAGAGAAGGGAGAAGCCGGCGACGAGGGAAACGCGGGACCAGAUGGACCCCCCGGAGAGAGGGGCGGCCCUGGAGAAAGAGGACCACGGGGGACCCCAGGCGCGCGGGGCCCGAGAGGAGACCUGGGCGAAGCUGGACCCCAAGGUGACCAGGGACGAGAAGGCCCCGUUGGCAUCCCCGGAGACCCGGGUGAAGCUGGCCCCACUGGACCGAAAGGAUACCGCGGUGACGAGGGGCCCCCAGGGACCGAGGGCCCGGCAGGAGCCUCAGGGCCCCCAGGACCCCCCGGAGACCCCGGGCUGAUGGGCGAAAGGGGUGAAGAUGGCCCGCCCGGAAACGGCACCGAGGGCUUCCCCGGCUUCCCUGGCUAUCCGGGCAGCAGGGGUCCUCCCGGGAUAAAUGGCACCAAAGGCUACCCUGGCCUCAAGGGAGACGAGGGAGAAGCCGGGGACCCCGGAGAGGACAACAAUGACAUUUCUCCCCGAGGCGCCAAAGGAGCAAAGGGCUACCGAGGCCCCGAAGGCCCCCAGGGACCCCCAGGACACGUGGGACUACCAGGGCCAGACGAAUGCGAGAUUUUGGACAUCAUUAUGAAGAUGUGCUCUUGCUGUGAGUGCAAGUGCGGCCCCAUCGACAUCCUGUUCGUGCUGGACAGCUCCGAGAGCAUCGGCCUGCAGAACUUCGAGAUCUCCAAGGACUUCAUCGUCAAGGUCAUCGACCGGCUGAGCAGGGACGAGCUGGUCAAGUUUGAGCCUGGGCAGUCACACGCGGGCGUGGUGCAGUACAGCCACAACCAGAUGCAGGAGCACGUGGACCUGCGAGACCCCAACAUCAGGAACGCCCAGGACUUCAAGGAAGCCAUCAAGAAACUGCGGUGGAUGGGUGGAGGCACCUUCACAGGCGAGGCUCUGCAGUACACCCGGAGCCGGCUGCUGCCACCCACCCAGAACAACCGCAUCGCCCUGGUCAUCACGGACGGCCGCUCGGACACCCAGAGGGACACCAUCCCACUCAGCGUGCUCUGCGGCCCUGACAUCCAGGUGGUCUCCGUGGGCAUCAAGGAUGUGUUUGGCUUAGCCGCGGGCUCCGACCAACUCAACGUCAUCUCCUGCCAAGGCCUGGCGCCCCAGGGGCGGCCGGGCAUCUCGCUGGUCAAGGAGAAUUACGCGGAGCUGCUGGACGAUGGCUUCCUGAAGAACGUCACCGCCCAGAUCUGCAUAGACAAGAAAUGUCCAGAUUACACCUGCCCAAUCACCUUCUCCUCGCCGACCGACAUCACCAUCCUGCUGGACGGCUCGGCCAGCGUGGGCAGCCACAACUUUGACACCUCCAAGCGUUUCGCCAAGCGGCUGGCCGAGCGCUUCCUGACGGCGGGCCAGACGGGCCCGGGCCAGGAGGUGCGCGUGGCGGUGGUGCAGUACAGCGGCACCGGGCAGCAGCGGCCGGAGCGCGCGGCGCUGCAGUUCGUGCAGAACUACACCGUGCUGGCCAGCGCCCUGGACACCAUGGCCUUCCUCAAUGACGCCACCGACGUCACCGACGCCCUGGGCUACGUGACCCGCUUCUACCGCGAGGCCUCGCCCGGCGCUGCCAAGAAGAGGCUGCUGCUCUUCUCGGACGGCAACUCGCAGGGCGCCACGGUGGCCACCAUCGAGAAGGCCGUGCAGGAGGCCCAGCGGGCAGGCAUCGAGAUCUUCAUGGUGGUGGUGGGCCCCCAGGUGAACGAGCCCCACGUGCGCGUCCUGGUCACCGGCAAGGCGGCCGAGUACGACGUGGCCUUCGGUGAGCGCCACCUGUUCCGCGUGCCCAGCUACCAGGCGCUGCUGCGCGGUGUCUUCCACCAGACGGUGUCCAGGAAGGUGGCGCUGGGCUAG